This is a messenger RNA of Clupea harengus (Atlantic herring), 7421 nucleotides long. RefSeq names its product potassium voltage-gated channel subfamily B member 2b (gene kcnb2b). Gene Ontology annotation, molecular function: delayed rectifier potassium channel activity; protein binding. The record is from RefSeq and is a predicted model, not a curated record. Gene Ontology annotation, biological process: potassium ion transmembrane transport; protein homooligomerization; action potential. Gene Ontology annotation, cellular component: dendrite; neuronal cell body; membrane. NCBI's taxonomy places the organism in Eukaryota, Metazoa, Chordata, Actinopteri, Clupeiformes, Clupeidae.
ACUGAACGCUGGAGACUGUGCGUUUCCAUUAGUAGCCUGAUACAUUGCCAUCAUCUUUGGGUUUUUAUAACAGUGCCAGAGCCGACAGCUGCAGCAAUAACAAUGCAAGAGGUUGAGCUGUGGGCUGGCGUCUGCCUACGAUGAGAUCAUACAACUUUCUCAGUCAGUUAGGAGCCUGAACUUUAAACGCACUAUGACCGCUUCACCGGGACCUACGUGUCCACUAGAAGUCAUUUCUCAUACUCAAUUGAUUUCUGUAGUGGCGGAACGCGGAGCUGUAACUGAUUGCCGGGCAAAGUCUUCUUGCUCUAGUUGAUCUGCUGCUGUCCUUGGUGAUGUACAGACCAAUCCAAUUAGGUUUCACCUCUAGGCAGUGAUGCAACUCGGAGAGCUUCACCCUCUCUCUGUUCUCUCCCUAGGCUGCUGGGUGUCAUUCUGCAGUUUACUCUAUGCUGCGCUUACUCUCCUUAGUGCAAUUUUUACGCGUUCGACAUCUGCAGCCAUCCCGUCUCACCAUAUCACGCGUCGAUGGAGGUAACGGUACUCUUUGAAGAGAUUUUUUCGCGCAACGGCUGUUCGUUUCUGUGUAGCUCUGAAUUUUUCUUCGAGACGAACAUUUUUUUUCUUAAUAUCUUUGCAACAAAAUGUGGGACACAUCUCUAGUUAUCGAAGCUUCCACGGAGAACACGGAAUCUUAGCCUCCUGGAAAAAAGAGAGUCCCGCAGCCUCUUCUCUUUUCCCCUAGCCAAUUGAACACAGAGGGGUUUGCAUGCAAAAGGUGGUUUAUUCCAGCAAGUCAUGGAGGGACUGGUCUAAGGAGGACCCGACAUAAUAAGCCUACUGUGCCACCUGUUCUCUGGUUCUGAUUCAGUUGCGGUUCGUUUUGGCAAGCCUCACCACCCACGGCCCCGCUCACCAUGGCAGAGAAGGGUACCAGUCCUGGGGCGGCAAAGGGCGGCGCGCAGUCAGGGUCAUCAAUCCCACCGGAGCCUAUCGACAUCAUCCGGACCAAGGCCCGCUCCCGGCGGGUCCGGAUCAACGUCGGGGGGCUCAAUCACGAGGUCCUGUGGCGAACCUUGGACCGGCUGCCCCGAACCAGGCUGGGCAAACUGCGGGACUGCAACACCCAUGAUGCACUGAUGGAGGUAUGCGACGACUACAGCCUGAACGAGAACGAGUACUUCUUCGACCGGCACCCGGGCGCCUUCACCUCCAUCCUGAACUUCUACCGCACUGGCAAGCUGCACAUGAUGGAGGAGAUGUGCGCGCUCUCCUUCGGCCAGGAGCUCGACUUCUGGGGCAUCGACGAGAUCUACCUGGAGUCGUGCUGCCAGGCGCGCUACCACCAGAAGAAGGAGCAGAUGAACGAGGAGCUGCGGCGCGAGGCAGAGACUCUCAGGGACAGGGAGGGGGAGAUCGAGUUUGACAACACCUGCUGCCCGGACAAGCGCAAGAAGCUCUGGGACCUCCUGGAGAAGCCCGGCUCGUCCGUGGCGGCCAAGGUCUUGGCCAUCAUAUCCAUUCUCUUCAUCAUACUCUCAACCAUCGCAUUGUCCCUUAACACCUUGCCUGAACUACAAGUGAUUGACGAAUUUGGGCAGGCCAACGAUAACCCUCAGCUUGCGCACGUCGAAGCUAUCUGCAUCGCCUGGUUCACCAUGGAGUAUCUCUUGCGUUUCAUGUCCGCACCUAACAAGUGGAAGUUCUUCAAAGGGGCGCUGAAUAUCAUUGACUUGCUGGCUAUAUUGCCAUACUAUGUGACUAUUUUCCUGACGGAAUCCAACAAAAGUGUUCUGCAGUUCCAGAACGUGAGGAGGGUGGUGCAGAUAUUCCGUAUCAUGAGAAUAUUGAGGAUUCUCAAACUUGCCAGACAUUCUACUGGAUUGCAGUCCCUUGGAUUUACAUUGAGGCGAAGCUACAAUGAGCUCGGCCUGCUAAUAUUGUUCCUGGCAAUGGGGAUUAUGAUAUUCUCAAGUUUGGUGUUCUUUGCUGAGAAGGACGAAGAUGCCACCAAAUUUACCAGCAUUCCAGCUUCUUUCUGGUGGGCAACUAUCACUAUGACAACAGUCGGCUAUGGAGACAUAUACCCACAAACGUUGCUGGGCAAAAUAGUAGGUGGACUUUGUUGCAUUGCUGGUGUGCUGGUCAUUGCCUUACCCAUCCCCAUCAUUGUAAACAACUUCUCUGAAUUCUACAAGGAGCAGAAGAGACAAGAAAAGGCGAUCAAGAGACGAGAAGCCUUGGAGAGGGCGAAGAGGAAUGGCAGCAUUGUGUCCAUGAACCUGAAAGAUGCCUUUGCUCGGAGCAUGGAGCUGAUGGACGUGGUGGUGGAGAAGGGUGAGGAAAAGUGUAUGGACAACCAUCUCUCAUCAAGCCGAUUGAGCAUCCCGAAACGCACCGCUUCAGAGAUAAGCCUGAGAUCGAUGGACAAAAAAUAUCAAGAGCCCAUUCCUUUGGGCUCACAAGAGUGCAUUAAAAAUGCUAGUCCGCAGCAUCUCAACGUGCAGAAACUGGAGGAAAUGUACAACCUGAUGACCAAGUCACAGUCUUUCUCCAAUCUCCACACUAUGCCAGCGAUCACUCAGACUGAACUGCCCCUGAAACCAGAAGUAGACCUGGAACUGAAGGUGGUGUUGACCCCCGAGCCGCCCAAGGACAAGCCCAUCACUGAGGUCAGGAGCAUAUCGAGCGUUGACAGCUUUACAAGCUGUACCAACGAAUUUGGUGAGGGUGACAAGUCUUCCACUUCCUCAAACUCCGCCGGACAGGGGCAGACAAAGCCUCAGAAGCCUCCCCCACUGGAUCUGAGUGAGCUGACCCCGCCCGAGACAGGGUCCGAGCACACGAGCAGUCAAGGGACCAUCCUCAAGGACGGCCUUUACGAGCUCGACCCCACCAACCUGAGCAGUGACACCCUGCUCCUAAGGGAAGAGAGCGAGGAGGAGGUGGACCAGGUUGCCGACAACAUCCGGAGCUCCAUAAGGGGCACCAACGGGGUCAAGACGAAGGGUCUCAAAGUCAACUUCAUCGAGACUCCGGAGGAGGUGCCCCUGACGCCUCCCAGCACCUGCUCCCCUCAGGAUAUCAGCAGCCGCCUGCUGGAGGAUGACUCCCCCGAUGGGGAGCACUCCUCACUUUGCCCCGAAUCCAAGCCCCUCCUGGAGUUGCCGGAGGAGGAGGAGGAGGAGGAAGUGCUGCCGUUGGGCAUUGCAGAGGAGGGAGACCCACUGGCGACGAAAAUGGCCCCACUUGCGGGGGAGAUCAUUGAAGAUGAAGAAGAGGAGCUUGGGGACUUGACUCCAGAGAACUCUGAGGAGAAGGGGAAGCUGGAGGAGGGGGGCGAGGAGGAGGCCAAGGCGGCCUCCAUGGGAGCCUCCUCACACAAAGCUGCCACGCAAAACUGCACCCAAGGUGUGGUGGGCAACGCAGGCGGAGACGACAAAGCCGACAGCAACCAAAGCGGACUCAAAGUGGAGAACCACAUGUUUACGCCAGAGAUCCAUCUCAUGCCGGGAGAUGCCGAAACGUCCUCUGCUUGUGAAACAAGCAUGUGACUAUGAUAGUGUGGGAUAUGAAUAUGCAGACCCACAAGAGAAACACACACAGGGACACACAGAUGUACUGAAAGUGAUAUUUUUGCAUGGCAUGGAAAGUCCCUUUUAACUGUGUCGAUGUUUGAUAUUAAUAUAAUGUGAGACUGCAGUCUGCAGGCAAGACUUGGUAUGAGUGGUAGGCCUGAGUGCUCAGGAAGAGCAUAUCUAUCCAUUUAUGAGGACGUUUUUGAUCUAAAACUGUACAUUUGAACUUUAUGAUUUAUUUUUUUGUUCUUUUUCUAGAGACAUUGAGAAAUGCACAGAGAGAUGAAUCAAAAGAAAAAAAAAGCAUGCAUCUAAAAAAAAAGAAAUGUCAUUUUACGGUGCUUAGUCUGCUGAAAGCGCUCCACUGUAUAUAUAUUAGGGUGACAACGGUUGUGGAAACGCCGUGAAAGACAGGACACAACUUUUUUUUCAAAGGAAAAUGUUUCAAUCACUGAGAAGCUUACAGUCCGAGUUGAUAGGGGGGUGGGGGGAAGAGUUGCAAAGUAGCGACCUAUGAAAACAUAUCAUAACUUUUUGUGGAAAUGCAAAAUGUGUACCAUGAUGCAGAUACAAUGUUUUGUGUUGAGAGUCAUCCAUGGAUUGUAACGUUAUGUGUUUUCGGUUGGCAUUGUAAUUGGUUUGAUAUCCAAAUUAAGAGUCAAUAUCAAUAACUUCAGACUUAAAGACCAGAAUUUUCAAGAUUGAGAAUUGAUCCUCCUCUACUGAAAUAGUGUGUUGCAUAACAUGAUCACUUGUAGUUGCCAAAUACAUCAUCACUAAUAUACAUAGAAGCUUCUAUAUAUUUAGCACAUAUGAAGUUGGCUGUAAGUAGUAAGUCCUAGAUGAAUAAACAAUGCCAGCUUUAGAGAGUUUGCAGAACCGUCAAAGGCCUAACUUCCGUCUGAUAAAAACUUUUUUCAUUCUCAUUAAAAAUAACCCACAUGCACCUGACUAUAAAUCAAUCAGUCAGCUGCACAUAAAUCAUAGUAAUAGAUGUUGAAGCUUUUGUGGGAAGUUGAUAGAAUCUAACUCCCAAGAGAAUGCCACUAAUGAAUCCAAUAGUCCUGGUCGUUAAAUCUUGCAUAUGAUGCCGCAGAUCUCAUUUACUGUAACUACACAAUUACCACAGAAUAGGGUAUUAUUAUUCAUACUGUCAUUAAGACGAACGACAUAGUGCUUUUAUUUACUAGUGUGUCCUACUGUAUUCAUGUUCUCCAACCAGAAACAGAAGUGUAGUACUGCAUGCAAGUGUUAUGUUUUUAUUUUCUCAUGGUCGGUGUCACUGUAUUGUCGUCAUGUCCGCCAUUACCAUACUCAGACCAAUCCUGUUAGGCAUUUAUUCAGUUAUGUUAUUCAAUACCUUUGAGUGUUCAAGAUAAUUUUCAAUCACAGUAGUUUGUUAGAUUGUGAAUACUGGUGUUACAUACGCUCAACUCAAUUUCAAUCAAACUUUAAAACCCAAAGUUUUACCUUUUUUGUCAAUGAGUGAGAGUAUAUAUUUAAUGUUGCCUUUUAUUCCUACACUGCUGGAGAGUACAUUUGUAUAUUUAUUUUGCUUUGGCAUGACUACGAGUGCUAAAACUGUUUUCCGUAUACCGCAUGAAAAUUAACUGAGCGAAAUGAGGGGGGUAGUAUGUGUGAGGUGAACUAAACAUAUUCGUUGGUUUUCCCUGUCAAGUAGAGUCGAAAAGUGCAAUACAGCAUACUGCAAUCUAUGCAUGCCAAGGAAUUGGGGCACUUUAUUUGCAGUCCAGUGAAUUUGUAAGUGUACAGGCAUAAACGACACUUGUAUUUUUCAGAAGAUGUAUCUUUACUAUUUGAAAUAAUGACGUUACCACUCAACAUAUGAACUUAAUAUGAAAGCAUUUUACUCCAGGAGGUAUGUGUGGCUGACACAAUCAUGGAUAUGCUGUACAUGAUGUCAGUCAUCCUCACUUUCAAAGUUAGGAUUAAUCCAACCAAGAGGGCCUUUUGUAGUUCUCUACAAAAAAGUCUUUCUUAGAUUAAUGUCUGAAAAGAAUCUACAAAUGACUAUUACAUUUUAAUUAUUUUAAUGGCCUCACACAAAGUAAGUAUUUUUGUUUUGUGAAUCAAUGUUGACAGUGAUUCUAUUUUUUCUAAACCAAAAUCAAGCACGACCACAAUCUCCUGCCAUGUGGUGGUUGAAAUGACGCGUGUUUUUUCAUAAAAUGAAAAGGCUACUAGUCACUUGGCUUUGUUCAUAUAGCACUGUACAGAAAAUUCUAAUUUUUAUAGGAUACAAAUCAGGUCUUUAUGUAAUAGAUACAAGUAAUAUAAUUGAGUUCUCAGGUUUUCUAUAAUAUUAAUGUUCUGAUAGGGUAGAAUUCUUUUUUUUUUUUUUUUUUUCAUUAUUUUCAGGUAGCACUGACUCUUUCUUUGUUGUUUUCAUAUGUUGUUAAAUACUCAUUGAUGUCUUUGAUAUCAAUGGAGCAGAAUCACAAACGUAGCUCCUUCUUACUCCAUCCAUAUCCGUGUCAGAAUCGAGGACUGUGAACGAAGAGAAACACAACACACUGUCCUCAUUUGUUUGUGCACAUUGGACAGACAAGUCAGCAGAAGAGAGUGGCGUCAUCUUAGAGCAGGGUCUGAAAGAGUUGUGCCGGACAGACAAGUUUCACCAAUCGGUGGCGUUUGCCGUGAUUUGUCGUGCGUGUUGUCAGUGAACAAACACAACCCACAAGAGAAGGAUGGACAGAAAAUAACACAAGGGCACUGAUCAAAGUCUUUCCAUGAAGGGGGAAGAAUGAAUCUGUUCUGCUCCUCUACGCAUAGUAUUCCAUACAAGCAAGCAGCCACGGUUGUUAAAACUCCAGAUAGUAUUAUUUAUUAUUGAAACCUCUGAGAAUGAAUGAUAAUGGGCUAGUCGAUGUCCUAAGGGAAAACCAUCUUUUGCACAUACAGCAUUUACAAAAUCCCAUACAGGACUCGAUUUCUUUUCUCCACCAAUAUAGAUGUCAACAGUGUUUGUAAUAACUGAACUGAACACACAGACAAACAACCUGGGUUGUAUGCGUUGAUGUUUUGUUAUUAGUGCAAAUGUGAGGACAAAUGUAGGAACAGUGGACUCACAAUCACAUUUAUGUGUUUGUUUCUAUGCUUGUCUGUUUAUCACUUGUCUUUUCUAAAGUAAGGUAUGAUAUCUUUUUUUUGAAAACUCUGAUACUAUUUAUUUCAGUUUAAAAUUUAGUUUCUCUCAAAUUUUUUUCCAUUUGUAUUUAACAUCUCCAUGUGAAUAUAGACACAUCUCUCAUUAAAACAAUGGGAAAUAGUAGACCAAUCGGGGAUUUGGUUCUGGACAUCUGUCUUUCAGGAUGGUAAUUGAGUGGACGCUGAAAUUAACUCUGUGAGCUAAUAGCGCAAAGGACUGCGAAGCAUGUCUCUGUCUCUCUCUCUAUCUCUCUCUCUCUCUUUCUCUCUCUUUCAUCACACUAUCACUUUACGUUGUUAGGACGAGUGUGUGCGAUUUUAUUUUCUUUGAAAGAAAGGCUAUCGUUUCACCAUGUUUGUCACCCACCUGUUAUAACAGCCAGCCCUCCCAUGGUAUAACUGCAUCAUUGCAUCCUCCCGAGUCCUCCUGUGUUUGCCUGUUUUGGGGGUUUGUUUUUUGAUUUCUUUUUUGGUUUUAAAAAGGUUUUAUCAUGUAACUAGGUAUCAUUAGACAACUUUGCGCAUAUCAGCAUUUGUAUGCAUGUAGUAAACUGUGUGACCACUGAACACUUUGUUAUGGUACAUGUAUGUCAACAUUUCUGUAAGAUAAACAGCAUUGUUCCAUAAGUCUACUAGCAUAUGCAGGAUGAAAAAUAAACAUGUAUAUAACUCCUC